ACGAAAUGUAAAUGUUAAAAUUUUUUUUAGUAUGCUUUGGAAUCGGGAAGGAUAAAAAAUUUAUAAUUUUUUUUUAUGGCGAAUACGGGUGUGUUGCCUUUCGUUAGAGGAGUGGAUUUCUCAGAAAAUGCAUUUGGUGGAGAUCAAUUUCCUCAGGCUGUGCGCCUUAUGUCACGUGUCCAGUGGCUAAAAUUAGAUAAAACUUUUCUGAAUGAAAUACCAGAGGAAUUGGGGCAUUUACAGAAAUUAGAACAUUUGUCAUUGAAAAACAAUAAAUUAGAAAAAGUAUUUGGAGAGCUUACAGAAUUAGAUCGCCUUCGUUCAUUGAACUUGCGACACAAUAAUAUAAAGUCUUCUGGAGUUCCUCCAGAAUUAUUUCAUUUAGACGAACUGACAUCAUUAGAUUUGUCUUAUAAUCGUUUAAAAGAAGUGCCAGAAGGGCUUGAGAAAGCAAAGAGUUUACUAGUGUUAAAUUUAAGUAAUAAUCAGAUCGAAACAAUACCGACAUCUUUGUUUAUACACUUAACAGAUCUAUUAUUUCUGGAUUUAUCGGACAAUAAUUUGGGAACUUUACCACCACAAACUCGACGACUGGCAAACUUGCAAACUCUUAUUUUAGCGAAUAAUCCUUUGGAGCAUUUUCAACUAAGGCAGCUUCCAUCUUUGCAUAAUUUAGAAGUGUUAAAUAUGAAAAACACGCAACGAACGCUUUUAAAUUUUCCAACUACAUUAGAUAGUUUAUCGAAUUUAUCAGAAUUAGAUCUUUCUGAAAAUUCUUUGUCAAAAGUACCAGAUUGCAUUUAUAAUAUCAUAACCUUGAAGCGAUUAAAUUUGAGUGACAAUGAAAUAACUGAAUUAUCAGGAAAUGUGGAGUUUUGGCAAAAGUUGGAGAUUUUGAAUUUAUCUAGAAAUCAAUUGAAAUCACUGCCUCCAGCUCUUUGUAAAUUAGUUAAUUUGCGGCAUUUGUACUUAAAUGAUAAUAAUUUAGAUUUUGAAGGAAUACCUUCGGGAAUUGGAAAACUUUUCAAUUUGGUAAUAUUUUCUGCUUCUAAUAAUCAGUUAGAAAUUCUUCCUGAAGGACUUUUUAGAUGUGGGGGCUUAAAAAAAUUAAAUUUGAGCUCGAACAAAUUAAUCACUUUGCCUGAAGCUAUAUAUCUACUCUCAGAUCUUGAAGAAUUAGAUUUAAGCAACAAUCCAAAUUUGAUUAUGCCUCCUAAACCUAGGGAAGCUGGAAAAGGAGCUGGAAUAGAAUUUUAUAACAUUGAUUUUUCAUUGCAAACACAAUUACAAUUAGCUGGGGCGAAUAUACCAUCUUCGAUUCCAACAACAAGUGUUCCCAAAUCAGAUCCUAUUGCAAGGAAAAUACGUUUACGUCGGGGUCCAAGAAGUGAAUCAAAUCAAGAUUCGGCGAAAAUUUUGAAGGGGAUGAAAGAUGUAGCACACGACCGUCAUAUAAAUGAUGGUAUUAAUGAUGAAAUGUCUGAAACCAUAGGAGAACGACCGGAAAGUUUAAAACCGAAAAGGUGGGAUGAAUCUUUGGAAAAGCCUCCAUUGGAUUAUUCCAAAAUAUUUGAUAAAGAUGAUGGACAGUUACCAGGUUUAACCGUUUGGGAAAUCGAAAAUUUUCUUCCAAAUAAAGUUGAUGAAUGUACGCAUGGUAAAUUUUAUGAAGGAGAUUGUUAUAUCAUAUUAAAAACUGGUUUUGACGACAUGGGAUCAUUAAAUUGGGAAAUUUUUUUCUUAAUUGGAAGUCAAGCCACACUUGAUAAGCGAGCUUGUGCUGCUAUUCACGCUGUCAAUCUAAGAAAUUAUUUGGGCGCACGUUGCAGAACUAUAAGAGAAGAGCAAGGGGAUGAGUCAGAAGAAUUUUUAGCAUUAUUCGAUACAGGAAUAACAUACAUUCAAGGUGGUCGUACAGCUACCGGCUUUUACACUUUUGAGGAUUCUACAUAUGUGACACGUUUUUAUCGGGUUCACUCUGAUGGAUCAUCAGUGCACAUGGAACCAGUCCCAAUUUCAUAUGAUUCACUCGACCCAAGAUUUAAUUUUAUGUUAGACGCCGGCUUGAAAAUAUUUUUAUGGUUUGGAAAAAAAUCUAAAAAUACACUAAAAUCCAAGUCUCGCUUGAUGGCUGAAAAAAUAAAUAAGAAUGAAAGAAAAAAUAAGGCUGAAAUAUUGCAAGAAAAUCAAGGUUCAGAGAGCUCAGACUUUUGGGAAAUGCUGAACGUUAUUCCUGAAGAAGUUGCCAAGAAAUUAAUUCCAGAAACCGUUUCAGAAGAUUUUGAACCUGUAUCUCCGCGAUUAUAUCAAGUACAACUGGGAAUGGGAUACUUGGAGUUACCUCAAGUUGAAAUUCCCGAAAAAAAACUUAUGCAUACUCUGCUAAAUAGUAAAAAUGUGUAUAUACUCGACUGUUUCAUUGACAUGUUUGUUUGGUUUGGAAAGAAAUCAACAAGACUGGUAAAGGCAGCAGCUAUAAAACUGUCUCAGGAAUUGUUUUCCAUGAUCAAGAGACCGGAACAUGCCUUAGUAACUCGAGUACAAGAAGGAAUUGAGACCCAAAUUUUUAAAUCUAAAUUUAUUGGCUGGGACGAAGUGAUCGCUGUUGAUUUUACAAGAACGGCAAAUUCUGUAGCCAAGACCGGUGCAGAUUUAACGAAAUGGGCUAAGCAACAGGAGACACGGGCAGAUUUGGCAGCUUUAUUUUUACCAAGACAACAAGCCAUGAAUUUAGAAGAAGCGCUUCAACUAGAAGAAGAUUGGAAUUACGAUUUAGAAGCAAUGGAAUCAUUUGUAUUAGAAGGGAAGAAAUUUGUUCGUCUUCCUGAAGAAGAACUUGGCCAUUUUUAUACUGCAGAGUGUUACGUUUUCUUGUGCCGGUAUUGUUUGCCAGUUAGUGAUGAAGAGGGAGCUGACGAUCCGAAAUUUGCGGAAGAUGAAAUUCAAUAUGUUGUUUAUUUCUGGCAAGGUCGUGAUGCAGGUAAUAUGGGUUGGUUGACUUUCACUUUUACUUUACAAAAGAAAUUCAAAACAAUGUUCGGCGAUGAUAUAGAAGUUAUAAGAAUUCACCAACAACAAGAAAACUUAAAAUUUAUGUCACAUUUUAAAAGAAAAUUUAUAAUUCAUACGGGUAAAAGAAAAGAUAGAACGGAAAAUGAAAAGAAAGCAGUAGAAUUUUAUCACUUAAGAUCGAACGGGGGAGCUUUGUGUACUCGUUUAAUUCAAAUUAACCCAGAUGCUGCACAUUUAAAUUCAGCAUUUAAUUAUCUUUUAUAUGUUCCAUUCGAAACAAAUAACGAGUCACAAUCUGGAAUUGUUUAUGUAUGGAUUGGUUCAAAGGCUUCUGCAGAAGAAUCAAAAUUAAUUCAGGAAAUAGCUGAACAAAUGUUUAACAACCCGUGGAACACUUUGCAGAUUUUAAAUGAAGGUGAAGAGCCCGAAAAUUUCUUUUGGGUAGCUUUAGGAGGUCGCAAAGAUUAUGAAAAAGAUGCAGAUUUUAUGAAUUAUACUCGAUUAUUUCGAUGUUCCAACGAAAAAGGAUAUUUCACAGUUGCCGAAAAGUGUUCCGAUUUUUGCCAGGAUGAUCUGGCUGAUGAUGACAUUAUGAUUUUAGAUAAUGGCGAACAAGUAUUUCUUUGGCUUGGAUCCAAAUGUAGCGAAGUGGAAAUCAAGCUCGCUUAUAAAUCAGCACAAGUUUAUAUUCAACAUUUGCGUAUUAAGCAACCUGAAAAGCCGCGCAAAUUAUUCUUAACAUUAAAGAAUAAAGAAUCCAAACGAUUUAUAAAAUGUUUUCACGGAUGGGGAAUGCACAAAAAGAAUCCAGAUUAAAAAUAAUCUGAUCCGUUAUUAAUCAGAUAUAAUUUAAAAAGCAAUAUCCAUAUAACAUAACAAAUUA
This is a messenger RNA of Condylostylus longicornis, 3895 nucleotides long. It is a transcript of the gene fliI, whose product is annotated as protein flightless-1. Gene Ontology annotation, molecular function: phosphatidylinositol-4,5-bisphosphate binding; actin filament binding. The record is from RefSeq and is a predicted model, not a curated record. The transcript has 6 exons. Gene Ontology annotation, biological process: actin polymerization or depolymerization; actin filament severing; myofibril assembly. Bases 76 to 3828 code for a protein of 1250 amino acids. Lineage: Eukaryota; Metazoa; Arthropoda; Insecta; Diptera; Dolichopodidae. Gene Ontology annotation, cellular component: cytoplasm; nucleus; actin cytoskeleton.